This is a messenger RNA of Drosophila willistoni, 1912 nucleotides long. RefSeq names its product eukaryotic translation initiation factor 3 subunit D-2 (gene eIF3d2). Lineage: Eukaryota; Metazoa; Arthropoda; Insecta; Diptera; Drosophilidae. The record is from RefSeq and is a predicted model, not a curated record. The transcript has a single exon. Gene Ontology annotation, cellular component: eukaryotic translation initiation factor 3 complex; cytoplasm. Gene Ontology annotation, biological process: translational initiation. The coding region runs from base 104 to 1756 and encodes 550 amino acids. Gene Ontology annotation, molecular function: translation initiation factor activity.
GCAAAAUCAUCAGUUUAACUUUGUCUAACAAACAGUUUUACUUAGUUAGCUUGUGGAUAAAACUCCAAAUAAUUUGUAUAUUUAUUUUUUUCAUCUCAACAAAAUGUCUAAAAAUUACGCGCCGUUUAUUAAGCCUUAUAUGCAGUACAAUGAGCAUGGCUGGGGCCCAUGUGAACUGGAUGUUGUGGAUGUACCAUAUCAGCCAUUCAGCAAGAGUGAUCGUUUGGGUAAGAUAACUGACUGGACUGUAACGCAGCAGGAUAAGAAGUUCACAAACAAGUAUGCCUCGUCCUUUGGCAAUAAUAACCAAUAUGCGUAUUUCCAUGAGGAAGAUGAUGAAUCCUUUCGCUUGGUCGAUUCAGUUGGCUCCAAAGUGAUCAAGCCAUAUCAACGUGGACGCGGUUUCCGUCCAAGUGUGCACAAUAAUCCACGCAAUGUACGCAAUCAACGGGGUAGGAAAGGUAAUGCCAUGGGCAAUAUUAUGGGUCCUGGACUAGCAAGUAUCACUCAAAGGUACGGAAAGGGACGUGAUGGACGUCGUAAUCAGGGCCGCAAGUAUCGUAAUCUUCCCGCCCGCCUAAGAGAGAGUUCUGUGGUGGUGCAAUCGGAUUGGGUUUCCGUCAAGGAGAUAGACUUUCCCCGUUUGCUGAAGCUGAGCUUGCCCAAUAUGAAGGAGGGUGAGGAUAUUGUAACUUGUGGAGCCCUUGACUACUAUGACAAGGCUUAUGAUCGUGUCAAUUUGAAGAAUGAGCGCACUUUGAUGAAAAUUGAUCGCAUUGUUCAUACAGCUACGACCACAGAUGAUCCAAUAAUACGUCGCUUGUCCAAGACCAUGGGCAAUGUAUUUGCCACCGAUGACAUAUUGGCCACCAUAAUGUGCUGCACUCGCUCCAAUUAUUCUUGGGAUGUGGUUAUCGAGAAGCUGGGUACAAAAAUCUUUUUCGAUAAACGUGACAAUGUAAAAUUCGAUAUGCUGACUGUGAACGAGACGUCCCAGGAACCGCCUAUGGAUGAAGAGGGCUCAAACAAUUCCGCCCACAGUCUGUCCAUGGAGGCCACUUUCAUAAAUCAUAAUUUCAGUCAACAGGUUCUCAAAAUGGGUGCAGAAGAAAACAAAUUUAAGUUGGCAGAGCCAAAUCCGUUCGAAGAAGCUGGCGUCGAGUUGGCCAGUAUGGGUUAUCGCUACAAGCAAUGGGAUCUGGGUAAUGAUAUCACUCUAGUCGCUCGUUGCAAACAUAAUGGAGUAACCCAAUUGCCCAAUGGCGAUAUGCAAUUCCUUUCGAUUCGUGCCCUUAACGAAUGGGACUCCAAGGCGGCCAAUAGCAUUGAGUGGCGUCAGAAGUUGGAUAGUCAACGUGGAGCAGUUUUAUCCACUGAAUUGCGUAACAACGCUUGUAAAUUGGCCAAGUGGACUGUGGAGUCUGUUCUCGCUGGCUCGGAUCAACUCAAAUUGGGUUAUGUUUCACGUGUGAGUCCUCGCGAUCAUCUGCGUCACGUCAUCCUGGGCACUCAGCAGUUCAAGCCGCAGGAAUUUGCCACACAAAUAAAUUUAAAUAUGGAUAACUGUUGGGGCAUCCUUCGUUGCCUUAUCGAUAUCAUAAGGAUGCAACCAGAUGGCAAAUAUCUAAUCAUGAAGGACCCAAAUAAGCCUAUGGUAAGGAUUUAUCACAUACCCGAAAACGCCUUCGACUCUGAUGUGUCUGAGGAAGAGGAGAGCAGUGAGGACAAGCCAUUUGGCCUCUCCAUGAACAAUUAAUGAAAAAAUACUUUUACAAUAAUUUAAUUGAUAUUCAACUUUAAUUCAUUCUCAGCCUUCGUUUUCUGAAAUUACACAUUUUUCCAUUUAUGAUAAUUACCUGCAUAAAUCAAUCAUGAUGUAUACCUACCUAUAUAAAUAUUAAUUGCCCCACCA